AAUUCCAGUCGCUGCACACUGUGGGUGCGGCGUUGUACCGCUGAGAUACGACGCAGGCAACAAACUAAUAUUAGAACAGUGUUGUAAUAAAGUUCCUGAUAAAUGAUCACACCCGUCCCAUGCUCAGACUUUUCCACCACUUCUUUACUUGCUGGUUAUUCUUGUUGACUUCCUGAUUCCGCCGAACACAACACGGACGUGUCAGUGAGGAGCAGUUGUGCUCACAGUCACAGAAGAGGCACAGCUUAUACAACGAUUUAGGAUGGCUUCCACUCCAAGUUCUACUUUACGACCCCUGUCCAUCGUGGUCGUGCUGCUGGCUGGAGUCAUCAUCCUAUUUACAAUGUACUACAGGUCUUUUCCAGUUCCAAAAUGUCAUCCUGACCCCAAACCAGCUGCUGUUCAAAAACAGUCAGUGGCCACAAAUCGGCCAAAGACCAAAAAGCCUCUUGUGCUGCUCUGGUUUUGGCCUGAAAGCAAAAAGUUUGAUUUGAAGGACUGUAAGAAUGUUUUAGAAAUGGAUCACUGUGAACUCACAGAUGAUAGAUCUUUAUACUCCAAAGCUCAUGCAGUUCUGAUACAUCACAAUGAUAUCAAAGAUGACCUGUCCAACCUUCCCACCACACCAAGACCCAAAUUUCAAAGGUGGAUCUGGUUGAGCAUGGACACGCCCCCAAACACGCGCAAGAUCGCUGGCAUCGAAGCCCUUUUUAAUUUAACCUCCAGCUACAGGAAGGAUGCAGACAUUCCUGUUCGCUGGCACCUAACUGUCAAGAAGAACCCAGGCCCAGAUUUUGUUCCACCAAAGAAAGAACGAGUGCUUUGUUGGAUUGUUAACAGCAAUGACCUCAACACGACAUCUGUGGAGCGUUUCAACUACUACAACGAGGUUAUAAAACACAUGAAGGUGGAUGUGUUUGACAUCUCAGCUGACAACGUGAAGGGGGAAAACUAUUUUCAAACUAUUAGUACCUGCAAGUUCUUUCUUUCUUUUGAGGAAUCAAAUCACAGAGAUUACAUCACAGAAACAUUCUAUGGUCCGCUCGCUGUUGGAACUGUACCAAUAGUUCUGGGCCCACCAAGAAAAAACUAUGAGAAAUUUGUCCCUGGUACUUCCUUCAUACACGUAAAAGACUUUCCUGAUGCUUUUGCUCUGGCUGAAUUCCUCCUCAAAUUGGACGACGAUAAAGAGGCUUAUGAAAAGUACUUUACUUGGCACCGAUUCUAUACUCUCAGGCGUCAUUUUACUGACGAGCAGCAUAAGUUUACACUUGCUGUCUGUCAGGCCUGUCGUCAUAUUGGCUUCAGCAAUGAGUAUAGAGUGGUUCGGGAUCUGUACAAGUGGGUGUCCCAGUGACACUGGAGUCUGUGGUGGUCCUGCUGCAGAGAGGCUUUGACUCGUUGUGUAUACAAACUACAUUGAUGCAUUAUUGGUGUACAUAUUAGUAUGUUUGAAUAGGAAAAUGCCAUCAACCAUUUAAAUAACAUUCAUCAUCAGCUAAGCCAGUCUGACUGUAAUGAAAAAUACCACCUGCUCGUUGAAGAUAUAUUUCCCAUUGGAGUUGCCAUUAACAGGUUGCCAUAAUCACUUUCUCUCUUUCUUGGAAUAAAAACUAAUUAACUAUCUUACUCUUCUGGCUCUCCAUUUCAAGACUUGUGUACUGAGUGUAUGGCAGUAUAUUUUCUUUACAUUCAAACCCAUCAGUGUUUUCACCAAUUCUUAGGGCAUAUUCAACAGUUUUUGUUUUUUUUUUUAUCAUCACAUACUCGACUAACACAGAAUGUUCAAAGAACGUUAGCCUAUGAUUCUCCUAAAGAAUCAUAAGCAUAAGUUAGUUUUUUUUUUAACUAAAAGAGAAUGUUCUGAGGUUUGAAAGUUUGUAUUUUUAACCACCUUCAUUAAAAUGUUUAGAUACCUUUACACAAAGCUUUGCAGUUGCUAGAUUCACCUUUAGGUUACAAUUUAAGGUUAUGAAGACAAUUGUACAUAUGAACCACAGAGGAAUAUAUUUCUAUCCCACUUUCUCGAUUUAUAUUUUUGGGUUGGUGAAAUUAUGAAUAAAUAUGAAUAUGAAAUGAAUCUUUCAAGGGGUAUUUACUUAGUUAAGUUUGUCUAAGAUGGGUCUCAGUGAAGAACUGAGGCAAACAAGAGUUCCUCUGUUCAAGGCAAAGGUUACAGUUUCUCUCUUACAAAGAUAGAAUGUGGGUGGUGCUCGCAAGGCAAGCACGUUUAUUUGUACACAAGGCAAUUGAUAGUGCUUUACGGAUGCAAGUAUGUACAUUGGAAAUUGAAACAAAAUCAAUUUUAAAAAAUCAAUUAAAGAAAUAAAAACAAUUUAAAUCAA
This is a messenger RNA of Solea solea (common sole), 2345 nucleotides long. Its product is annotated as 4-galactosyl-N-acetylglucosaminide 3-alpha-L-fucosyltransferase 9-like. Gene Ontology annotation, cellular component: membrane. Bases 263 to 1357 code for a protein of 364 amino acids. Gene Ontology annotation, molecular function: alpha-(1->3)-fucosyltransferase activity. The record is from RefSeq and is a predicted model, not a curated record. NCBI's taxonomy places the organism in Eukaryota, Metazoa, Chordata, Actinopteri, Pleuronectiformes, Soleidae. The transcript is spliced from 3 exons.